AUGCAAUCUGGAGAGGUUGCCAGCGUUAGCUACCUUUCACCUUCGUACUACGAUAUGCCUCAUAUUUCAAAAGACUUGGAGAUCAUUCCAGUGAUGUGUGGUGUGAUCAUUUCAGAUGAAGUAUUUCAUCAUGACCAAGUAGUCAGCCAAGAUGAAGAAAGGAGGAAGAGGAGGAUGAUAUCAAACCGAGAGUCGGCUCGCAGGUCACGGAUGAGGAAGCAAAACCAUAUCAGCGAGUUGUACUCACAGGUCGUCCAUCUCCAGUCAGCAAACUGCCAGCUUCUCAAUGAGCUGAACCGAGUGAUUACAGAGUAUGAUCAGAUGGUUGACGAGAAUAGCCAGCUCAAGAAUGAAGAAGCUGAGCUGCAAAAGAAACUUGAAAAGUGUGAUGCAGAGAGAUCUAAAUGA
Zingiber officinale is the source of this 408-nucleotide messenger RNA. Its product is annotated as basic leucine zipper 43-like. NCBI's taxonomy places the organism in Eukaryota, Viridiplantae, Streptophyta, Magnoliopsida, Zingiberales, Zingiberaceae. Gene Ontology annotation, biological process: regulation of DNA-templated transcription. Gene Ontology annotation, molecular function: DNA-binding transcription factor activity. The transcript has a single exon. The record is from RefSeq and is a predicted model, not a curated record. Bases 1 to 408 code for a protein of 135 amino acids.